Messenger RNA from Alosa alosa (allis shad), 1111 nucleotides. RefSeq lists its product as uncharacterized. The coding region runs from base 363 to 1073 and encodes 236 amino acids. The record is from RefSeq and is a predicted model, not a curated record. Lineage: Eukaryota; Metazoa; Chordata; Actinopteri; Clupeiformes; Clupeidae. The transcript is spliced from 2 exons.
UCUUAAUUUGUUCCCUGAUAAAUUUGAAGUAUUAUAUUGUUUUGCAGUUGUAUGUCGCUUUGGACAAAAGCGUAAUAUAACCAUAACCAUAUGAGGAGCUACAUUAUCUAAAGAGUCAAUAUGGACAAUGGAAUCUGAAAAUUCCAUCGAAUUAUGCAUUUGACUGGUAACAAUAGUCAUGCAUCAGACCAUUCCAUUUAGGGUCACAAAGGUGGCUAGGCAACAUCAUGAUGUCAUAGAACAUAGUACAGGGUAAACUGGAUUUUUUGUUCACUAUUUCUUGAGUUGGUGUAGAAGUUGGCUGGUUUUAGAUUUUGUGGUAAUUUCAUGUUUGGAUUUUAAUUUCUGGCAGUCUGAUUUUAAUGUGGUUCUGUUGGUUUUUGGCCUGCUGCCUGGCAGCAUGGCAGGAUGACCACGGUUCGGACACAACAAUUAAGAAACGUGUCAAAAAAUACAAACUGGAGGACCUAAAGAGAGAACUGAAGGCUUUGGGGGUUAAUGUUGACAUGGAUGAAAAUCAGAAGAAUCCCAAAAAGAAGACCAAAAAAGAACUUCAAAAGCUCCUGAUAAGGGAACUGAAGUUGGUUGAAAAUGGCAGAAUCAGACUGGAAAAGAGGGCAAGGGAGAGAACAGAGGGAUUAACUCUGCCCAUGGAGAUCCCUGAAGACGUUGUAAUUGUUCUUAAUGACCUAGACACAUACUUGGACCAACAAUUAGAAGAAUCAGAGAUAAAUGAACAGAGGGAAGAUGAUGUACAGCUUGUGAUGAAAAACCUUCUGGAUCAAGUUGAAAUGAACAGUGCAGGCAGAAAAGAGGUUGAGAUCACUGAACGGCAGAGGGAAGAAGGUGUAAAAGUUGAGCUUGACAGUCUCCUGGACAAAGUGGAUUCAACUCUGACUUCAGAAGGAUUGAAAGAAGGAGAAAAGGUGAGCGUGUUGAGGCCAGAGGCUGGAGAUGGAAAGAAGGCCGAGCUGGAAGCCCAUUUCUGGGUUGCCAGAGGGAACCACAAAGACUCCAUCCCAAUGAAGAGGUUUCGAGUGGCACGCAACAGCAGCAGACGGCUGACCUUGUGAAGGUUGAAAACCAUCAAUAAAACCAAUACCAGAAAUCA